Molecule: messenger RNA, 1023 nt
Organism: Aspergillus glaucus CBS 516.65
Lineage: Eukaryota; Fungi; Ascomycota; Eurotiomycetes; Eurotiales; Aspergillaceae
Exons: 2
Coding region: 26-946 (306 amino acids)
Source: RefSeq, a predicted model, not a curated record
ACAACACCCAGCAAAUCAACCCAACAUGCCCAAAACAAUCCUCAUCACCGGCGCGACAGGCAAACAAGGCGGAGGUGUAAUCAACGCCCUUCUCGCCCAAGACGCAGACGUCGAGAUCCUCGCCGUAACCCGGAAUACUUCGUCCGGGGGUGCGCAGAAAUUGCAGCAAAAGGAUCCUUCGAAGAUUAAAUUGGUGGAGGGGAAUCUGGAUGAUCCGGGGGGUAUCUUUGCGAAUGCGAAGAAGAUCACCUCGCAGCCUGUUUGGGGGGUGUUUGGUGUCCAAUCCCCCACCCCCGGAAGUUCCGACCAAACGCGCGAAGAAAACCAAGGCAAAGCUCUUGUCGACGUAGCGCUGAAAAACUCCGUCCAACUCUUCGUCUACACCUCCGUCGACCGCGGCGGCGACGAAACCUCCUAUGACAAUCCAACAUCCAUCCCGCAUUUUAUCAGUAAGCAUAACAUCGAGCACCAUCUUGUCGAACAGGCAAAGGGUACGAAUAUGUCGUGGACGAUUCUCCGCCCCGUGGCGUUUAUGGAUAACUUCACGCCGGACUUCGCCGGGAAGGUGUUUACGACGGCUUGGAAAGUCGCUGUUCAGGAUAAGCCGUUGCAGCUUGUUUCCGUUGAGGAUAUAGGAUUCUUCGCUGUGCAGGCGUUUUUGAACCCUGAGAUUUAUAAAGGGAAGUGUUUAUCCCUGGCAGGUGAUGAACUUACAUUUGAGCAGUUCGGGAAGGUGUUUAAGGAGAAGACGGGAGAUGAUUUGCCCAUGACGUUGGAGUUCGUGGUGCAUUUAUUAUUGUGGUGGAUGCCGGAUUUCGGGGAGAUGCUUAAAUGGUUUUAUCAGAAGGGGUAUCGGGCUGAUAUUAAGGCGCUGCGGAAUUUACAUCCUGGGAUGAGGGAUUUUGGGGCGUGGCUUAGGAUUGAGAGUGGGUUUGAGACGAAAUAAUGUUUGUUUUGGUUUAUUUUGAAUUGAUAUGGCGGAUUUAGGGCCACAACUAGCAGAAUACACUUUUUCCAAAAUCC